Messenger RNA from Homarus americanus (American lobster), 2401 nucleotides. Its product is annotated as RNA polymerase II-associated factor 1 homolog. Gene Ontology annotation, biological process: transcription elongation by RNA polymerase II. The coding region runs from base 90 to 2021 and encodes 643 amino acids. Gene Ontology annotation, cellular component: Cdc73/Paf1 complex. Gene Ontology annotation, molecular function: chromatin binding; RNA polymerase II complex binding. The transcript has 11 exons. NCBI's taxonomy places the organism in Eukaryota, Metazoa, Arthropoda, Malacostraca, Decapoda, Nephropidae. The record is from RefSeq and is a predicted model, not a curated record.
GGGUUUGUUGUUGUUGGGUGGUCAGUGAUGGAGUAAAGGAGGCAAUUAUAGGUGAACAAUAGGCAGUAAAGCAGUUUAAUUACAGAAAAAUGCCACCAACGGUUAAUCAAGCACACUCUGUGGAUCGUGAUAAGCGCCCACGAACAGGUGAAAGAAGCCUUCCACUUCAGGAACAAAUACAUAUUAGAAGAUCUGACCUAGUGAGCAGGGUGAAGUAUUGCAACACACUACCAGAUAUUCCAUUUGAUCCAAAGUUCAUCAACUAUCCCUUUGACUCAAACAGAUAUGUGCGCUACAAGCAAACUUCUCUUGAAAAAAACUACCGUUAUGAAGUCCUUACUGAACAUGAUUUGGGUGUGACAAUUGAUCUUAUCAACCCAGAGGCCUACACACCAGUAGCAGGUGUACAGCUUCAUCCUACAGAUGAAAGAUUGCUUGAAGAUGAUAUUCUUACUCCACAGGAUGCAAAACGCUCUCGACAUCAUCAUGUCAAUGUGUCUUGGUUGCGUCGAACUGAGUACAUCUCAACUGAACCAACACGCUUCCAGCCUCAGACUAAUGAAAAGAUUGAGGCCACUGUUGGUUUUGCUACACGUAGGAAGAAUGCCACGGAAGAGAAUGUCUACACUGACCGUGAAAGUCAGCUUGAGGCCAUUGAAAAAACCUUCCAGGAGGUUAAGCUUCCUAUGGAGACUCAUUACAGCAAGCCAGGUGUCACUGCUGUUGAAGAACUACCAAUAUACCCUGACUUUGAUCUGUGGAAGUAUCCUUGUGCUCAGGUCAUCUUUGACUCGGAUCCUGCUCCUGUAGGAAGGCCCAUGCCUGCACAGUUGGAAGAAAUGUCUCAAGCUAUGAUCAGGGGUGUGAUGGAUGAAUCAGGAGAGCAGUUUGUGGCCUACUUCUUACCUACAGAUGAUACACUGAAGAAGAGGAAGAGAGACUCUGAUGAAGGUGUUGAGUACAUGGAUGAAGAUGAAUAUGACUACAUAAUGGCUCGUGAAUACAACUGGAAUGUAAAGAAUAAGGCCUCCAAGGGUUACGAAGAAAACUACUUUGUCGUCUUGCGUAAUGAUGGAGUCUAUUAUAAUGAGCUAGAAACAAGAGUGCGUUUGAGCAAGCGUCGUCUCAAGCAGGGCCAGCAGCCAAACAACUCCCGACUGGUUGUUCGACAUCGGCCUCUUAUUGCUCAGGAACACAAAACCCAGCGCUUCCGAGAGAGGAUGCUGGAACCACCUGGUGAAGAUGAAGAAGAGGAAGAAGAAGAGGAAGAAGAGGAGGAGGAAGAGAUGGAAGUUGAACAGAAUGAAAAAGAAGGCAGUGCUAAAGGAUCAGAUGAUGAAGGCAGCGAGAGAUCUCGAUCACGUUCAGGAUCUGAGAGUAAAGAACGUGCUCGUAGUAGAUCAGGUUCACGAUCACGCAGCAGAUCAGGUUCACGAUCACGGAGUCGCUCUCACAGUGGUUCUCGGAGCAGAUCUCGCAGCAAAUCCCGCAGCAAGUCACGCAGUAAAUCUCGCAGCAGAUCACGCAGCAAGUCUCGCAGCAAGUCUCGCAGCAGAUCUCGCAGCAAGUCUCGCAGCAGAUCACGCAGCAAGUCUCGCAGCAGAUCUCGCAGCAAGUCUCGCAGCAGAUCUCGCAGCAAGUCUCGUAGCAAGUCCCGCAGUAGGUCCAAGUCAAGGUCUCGUUCCCGCUCUGCAUCUGGCUCUAGGGCUUCACGGUCUCGCUCUCGUUCUCCUAUUAAAUCCAGAUCUGGUUCACGCUCAUCUUCUGGAAGCAGAUCCCGGAGUGGUUCGCCAGCAAGAUCAGAAAGAUCUGCAAAGUCAGCAGCUUCAAGCAGGUCAGCACACUCUGCAAAAUCAGCACGGUCAGCCAGAUCACCAAGAUCGAGUCAGAGGAGCCGAAGCGGUUCUCCUGCUGUCAAUGGUUCUCCUGCACGCAGCAAAGCUUCUGGUUAUGCCUCUGGCUCUGACUCUGGUUCUGAUACAGAUUCAACAGAUUCAGGCUCAGGCUCCGAUUCAGAUUAGAUUUUUGUGCUGAACAUCAUUCUGGAUGGUUAAAUACAGGUGUUGAUGCUUAUGUGAUGGAUCAGUUUUACAAUGUUAGAAAAUUAAUACCAUUUACCACUUUGCAACGGCUAAGAUCAGUUUUACGGUGGUCACUACCUGAAUGCUUUUCCUGUAUUGUCACUGCUAUGAAAAAGUCAUGUGCAAUAACAUGCAAUAUUCCAAGAUAUGAUGAUACAAUCUCAGAAUGGCAUAACAUGUGCAUGGCUCUGCCCAUCCUCAGUGACUGCAAAGCUGAACUGUGGUGUGUCACCCAGAGGAUGGUGUGUGUGUGGAAGUUAUUCUUUGUACGGAAAUUAAUAUAUUCUGUUCAAGUAUAUGUGAGGAAUAAAUAAAUAAAA